GCUUCCUAUAUACACCACUCCUGAGUCCUGCCUCAGACGGACACGGAUCACAUGCUUUCUCCUAUACGUACGGUACGACGGUACGUACACAGUAGUGUACAAGAACACGAGAAGUAGCAUGGCUUCCGAGGAGUGCACAGGGCCAGCAGCAAGAUAACAGGCGCGUACCAGAGUCCAGAGAGAAGAACAUGGCGGAGACGGCCAUCGCGGCGGUGCUCUCCAAGUUCGGAGGGCUCGCGGCGAGCGAGGCCAAGGUGCUGCUGGAGGUGGGAGACGACAUGAUGCUGCUGCGGGACCGCCUCGAGUGGCUGCAGGCCUUCCUCCGCGACGCCGACCACAAGCGCCGCACCGGCGACGACCGCCUCACCCGCGUCUGGGUGCGCCAGAUGCGCGACGUCGCCUUCGAGGCGGAGGACGCCGUCGACGAGUUCUUCCGCAAGGUUGACAUGGAAGGCAUGGGUUACCAACGCUGGAUCACAUGGCUCAAGAAAUGCUUGCUAGGCUGCUGGGCCGAAAUCAUUCUCCGGCAUGAGUUGUCUGGUCGCCUCGAAAAAAUUAACAGCAGGCUCCAUCAGAUCUCGGAGAACCAAAAGGAGUACAAGGUCGAGCCUACACCAUCAGCGACAGUACUCACGUCUUCCACUACAGCCACUUCAGCAUGGCGGGAUGGUUACAAGAACGCCGUGGGUUUUGAGAAAGAAGUGGAGACACUAAAGGAAAUGCUGCUUGGUAAAGGUCGCCCUCAGCUGACGUUUAUCUCCAUACUUGGAGAGAGCGGUGUGGGAAAGCAAACGCUGUCACGUAUUCUCUUGCAUGACAUGGAGAAGAACAAGCAGUUCGACGUCCGAGUCUGGUACAACAUGCCGUCGGGUUCCACCACGGAAAACCUCCUCAAGCAAAUCUACAAAAAAGCAGGAGGAGGAGGACAGCGGCGGCAUCAGCCGUGCGAGUGCGAGUGCGACGACGACGAUAUCGAAGACGUGCUCCGUCGUCACCUCCUAGCCAACAAGAAGUACCUGCUGAUUCUCGUUGGCAUAUCCUCCAAGACCAUGCUCAACUGUGUCAGGGCAAGCCUACCGGACGACAACAAUGGAAGCAGGGUAGUGCUCGUAUUGGACAUCGAGAACGAAGAGGUAGCGUGGCAUGCUAAUGCCAUGAACAAGACGACGGGCAUCAGCCACGGAUUAAUCCACCACUUGAACCGUCUGGACCAAGACAAGAGUGUGGAGUUGUUCUGUAUGAGGGCCUUGAGGACAAAUCUGUCAGAUGAAACCACAGUGAACAGCAUGAUGAGCAAGUACAGGGAAGUUGUGUACAAUAUAACUUCCGGCUACCCUCUGGCUAUAGUGGUUUUGGCCGGACUCCUACGGUUCAAGGAGAAGCCAGGGCAAUGGAACGCGGUGCUGCAGCAGCUCAGGACGACGUCGUCUGGACCAGCAGCAGCAGAUCAAGAAGCGCAUCAGCAAGACGACCAAGGCGGCCAUACCGAGGAGAAGACGAUGAGCGCCCCUACAAGUACAACACAAGCAGCCAACAACCAGCUGUCCACAAGAACGUCGAUUGAGAGGGUCUUCUGGGCAAGCUUUGAAGACCUUCCCAACGCCCUCAAGUCAUGCUUCCUCUACUUGGCUGCUUUCCCCAAGGGCACCUUCCUGUCUACUGGCAGUAUAGUGCGGUUGUGGAUGGCCGAGGGAUUCAUUAGGCCACAGAAGGGCAAGACCAUCGAGGAGCUGGGCCACGACUAUUUCAAGGAGCUGGCCUUGAGAUGCCUCGUUCAGGUUUCAGGGAUGAACGAGGUUGGCGGCAUCACCAAUGUCAUUGUUCACGGAAGGCUCCAUGGGUUCCUGCACUCGGAGGCUCGUGAGGCCGGCUUCAUCGACGUCCAUGACAUGAACGACGUCUUUGUCCCACCAUCGGUGCGCCGCCUCUCUUUCAUGAGCUUCCAAGACGGAUAUACCACAUUCACUAACAGGUUCUGUAAGUUGCGCUCCUUCAUAUGCUGGGCCAAUGAGAAAGAUUCAGACAAUAGUAUUGGCAGCAGAGGCCGCGUGAACAAUGAGGAGGAACGAUGGCAUGAUCUCAACUUCCUGCAUGGUUCAGAUUUGCUUCGUGUACUCUACAUAUCAGGACUAAGGAUCAAGGAGUUGCCGAAUGAAAUUGGCAACAAGAUCCACUUGCGGUACUUACGUGUAAACACCGAGCACCUCAAGGAGCUCCCGGCCAGCAUUGCGAGGCUGCCCAACCUGCAGACACUGGAUAUAAGGGACACCGAAGUCGAGGAGAUCCACCCGUCCUUCUGGGAGAUAAAGACGCUGCGGCAUGUGAUUGCCAAGAAGCUCACGCUCCCGCCAUCUAUCAAGGAAGAAAUGGGCGAGCUGCAAACGCUGCGUGGUGUAAAGCCCAGCGAAGAAGAAUGGGAUCAAGAUAACUGCCCACUGCUCAAGAUGUCCAAACUCCGGUCGCUGGAGCUGCACGGACUCAUUGGCGCCAGACACGGCGCUGCGCUGAUCACUGCCCUCGGGCAAAUGCAUCUCCUUGGCCACUUGAAGCUCAAAGGCGACAAGAUCUCUUGCUGCGUCUUCACCGGAGAACGCCUUCGAUAUCUUCAGACUGUAGAGCUGGAUGGAACUGUGCAAUGGCCGCCUGUCGCUGAGUUUAAUGAUCUUCGCUUCGUCCGUCCAAACCUUGUCCAGCUCAGCCUGACAAAUACAAACGAUGCGCCGGAAGGCAUCCAACAGGAACUGAGAAAUGCAGGCUUUGUCCGCUCCUACCAGCAGCUCCAACCUGUUUAUCGGCUUUCAUACAGACAAGGAGGCGCGCUUGCGACGAAACCGGAGCAGCAGGGUGAAGCAGGGUCCAACAAAAUGGAACAGCAGCACCAAGGCGAGGAAGCUGAAGAGUGAUAUGGUGUCCUGGUUUCUAUAUCUCUAGUUGAAUGUUUCUGUUUCAUGAGACAAUCUGUUUGUAUUUUGUUGUAAUGACUUGUUUGCUUCGGAUCUGUGUAUGUUUUAUGUUCUGUUUUGUUGCUGUUGUAAUCAUGAACUGUUUUGUAAAAUAAAAUAAAGAAUGCUUUUGAAACCUCUAAAGCUAAUAGUUAGCUGCUAAAA
This is a messenger RNA of Zea mays, 3107 nucleotides long. RefSeq names its product putative disease resistance protein At1g50180. Gene Ontology annotation, molecular function: ADP binding. Lineage: Eukaryota; Viridiplantae; Streptophyta; Magnoliopsida; Poales; Poaceae. Gene Ontology annotation, biological process: defense response to other organism. The record is from RefSeq and is a predicted model, not a curated record. The coding region runs from base 189 to 2903 and encodes 904 amino acids. The transcript has 3 exons.